Molecule: messenger RNA, 1800 nt
Organism: Brassica oleracea var. oleracea
Lineage: Eukaryota; Viridiplantae; Streptophyta; Magnoliopsida; Brassicales; Brassicaceae
Exons: 3
Coding region: 1-1800 (599 amino acids)
Molecular function (GO): zinc ion binding
Source: RefSeq, a predicted model, not a curated record
AUGGAGAAAAGAAAGAUUCCCGUGUUCUGUUAUUGGAACGGUUGUAUAAAAGAUGGCCCUGAUGGUCCAUUCUACCAAGGAUCAAUCCCCAGAGUGAUCAGAGUUGAGAGCAAGACUGAUUUACCCACAUUCUUGAAUGAUCUGCGUCGAGUCACUGGGUUGAUAAGGCUAAGCCUCUCUAAAGCGUUGUCGUCAAGGGGCGCUAAUGUUGAUGCCAAUCUGAGAGAUAACAGUAACGGGUGGACUGUAGAUGAGGAGAGCACAGAAGACAGAAACUGUGGGGAUGCAGCGAAAGGUUCACAUAAGAAAAAGCAGUUGAUUUUGUCUAGUUCAUGGCUUGAUGAAAGCGAGUUACAAAUUGGGAUGACUUUCAGAGAUAAAGAAGAGUUGGAUAAGGCAGUGAAGCUCUACUCUGUUAGAAGGCAACGAGAGCACCAUGCAUACGAAUCUUCAGCUACUUUUGAGUGCAAGAAUGGCGGCUGCGGAUGGAUUCUCAAGGCAGCUGAAACAAAAGGAACUGGCUUCAAGAUAACUAAAUACAGAGGUCCACACACUUGUAAGCCAGCAGAUGUGUGCUCAGAUUUUCUAGCAGCGGAGCUCCAAGGUCUAAUAAAGGCUCAGCCUUCACUCUCAGUUACAGAGCUAAACAAGUGGGUGAGAGAAGAGUUUGGCUACACAGUCUCUGGUGAUAAUAUGUGGGAAGCUAAAAAGAAAGCCAUCACUUCAAUCUUGGGAGAUUUGGACAAGAGCUUUAGCCUACUUCCCAAGUUAAUGGAUGCUCUUUCCUCAUCUAAUAAGAUGGUAAUGGACUGGCAAUAUUCUAUUUCUCCUGAUCCCAAAGAAGCAUCGUUUCAUUCUGUAUUUUGGGCGUUUCAUCAGUCAAUCAAAGGGUUUCCUCUGAUCAUUGUUGAUACUAUAGAGUUGAGCAGUAAACACCCUGGAAAACUGUUGGUAGCUGCAGGAUUCGAUGCCGGAAACAGGCUUUUCCCACUUGCGUUUGCGAUUGUUACUCAAGAAAGAUUGUCAGCAGAGUCUUGGCGUUGGUUCUUUGAUUGCAUCAGAAAGAAAGUAACGCAGAGGGAAGGACUUUGUUUAAUAACAAGUCCUGAUCCUGACAUGGUUGCAGCUCUCAACGAACCUGAAUGUCAAUGGGCAAAACACCGGUUCUGUCUUAGGCAUCUCUGCUUAAAGUUUUACGAAGUUUUCCAUAGCAAUCUCAUGACAGAGCUUGUUUACAAGGCUGGAUCAUCAAGGUACGUAUCAGGUUUCGAUUGCUACUUGAAAAAAAUCGAAAAGAUGAAUCCAGAGGCUAAAGAAUGGUUAGAUCAGUUACCUAGGCAGCAAUGGGUUCUGGCUUAUGAUGAUGAUGGGAUAAGCGAAUUGGUGAAAAGAGAAGACACGUACGUUAAACGCGUCAUGACAAAGCUUGACGAGUACAUGGUAGCCUCUAGAGCACACGAUGUGUUACAACUAGACCAAACCGGACAACAGUUUCAGGUGACUGAAGGGGUGAAAGUUGGAAAGAAGCGGUUUUUUGUUCAUCUCAGGGAUGGGGUUUGCGCGUGUGGUGUAUGGCAGCUUUGCAAGUAUCCGUGUUCUCACAUCUUAGCUGUUUGCAGGAAGCUGAACAUUGACCAUUUGGAGUAUGUUAAUGACUACUACAGUAAAGAACAUUCUCUUGAAGUUUAUGCAGCUGACUUUAGUCCCCUUGCAGGAGUUUCUGAUUGGCCGGAAGCUACUAAUUUUCCAAGAUUGUUUCCUCCGGGAAGUCGCUCUGAUGUCCGGCCAAUGAGUCAGUGA